This is a messenger RNA of Aureobasidium uvarum, 2121 nucleotides long. The record is from the annotation of a GenBank genome assembly. NCBI's taxonomy places the organism in Eukaryota, Fungi, Ascomycota, Dothideomycetes, Dothideales, Saccotheciaceae.
AUGCCCGACGAGUGCGAGGUUGUUCUGGGCUUGUUGACGUAUAUGAUAGACUCAGAAGCAACGGCCUGGAAACGCGCCAUGUGUAUGGAGGUCUUCCGUCUUGUCUAUACUGAACCUGGUCUGGCUGUGCAGAUCUACCUACAGUACGACGCCAAAGACGGCAAAAAAUCGAUCGUUCGAGACAACAUCGCAUCCUUCGUCAAGAUCUCCACAGAGAAGCCGUCUGUCAUUGGAUUGGGCCAACACUCAAGCGUUCCUACCGAUCAGGCAAGAGAGACCAUCGCUGAGCAGGUUGCUAUGGAAGCUGCUGGCGGUGUUGCUGGUGUAAUUGCUCCGACAUCGAACUUAGGUGAUAUCAAUGUCCCGGGCAUCAGUACACGAUGGAGCGUGCCCAAAACUCAAUGCAUGGAUCAACUUGACAAGACAGAGCCUCCCGCUCUACCAGAAACCUACAUCUACAGUCUUGUACUAGAGUGUCUCAAUAGUCUUUCUGAGAACUUGGCCAAGGUUGUACUUCCCUUGACCGUCCAGCAACACACGAACGAACAAGAACAAGAUUCAGAGGGGGAAGUCGAAGCCGAGGAGCAGAUCACAAGUCCGCAAAAGACGAGGUCCCGAAAGAAGAGGUCCCAAUCUUACCGAUCGCGCACUGUACCGCUUAACCCGCUUUCUACAGAUGGAAGUGUCCAAGCUAUCCGUAUUAGAGCUAUUGCAAAGCUCGUGGAGCAGUGUUGGCCUGCAUUGCUUGCAACGUAUUCGACUUUCCUCAACGCGUCUCUUGACAACGACUACUACCGAGCGCUGAUCAGGUCAUAUCAAAGAUUCGUACAGGUCUCUGGUCUUCUGAGAUUGUCCACCUCGCGAGAUGCAUUUUUGACCACUUUAGGUAAAGCUGCGGUUCCUCCCAGCAUCGUGACAUCCAGUAUAUCAAGCGUCUCGUCACCAACGGUUGAGACUCCUGGAAUAUACUCUAACGGCAAAGGUUUACUGAGUGUGGAGAGCUUUUCAACUCAGACAUCAGGAAAUGAAAGAUCAAGACGAACGUCCUAUGAUCCGGCAUCGAGGCCUACAUUGUCCACACGCAAUCUGCUGUGUCUGAGAGCACUUCUUAAUGUCGCUAUCGCAAUAGGUCCGACUUUGGAAUCUUCGUUCAACAUUGUUUUUGAAACGCUUCUACAAGCUGGAGUUGUUCUUAAUGCUUCUCAAGCAAAGUCUACAGCAAUCGGUCCAGAGAUUGCAGCUGUAGAGGGCGCAGUUUUACGUCUUCUGGAGAGCACGGCGGACUAUCCGAAUGAUGCUUUCCUUCAUGUACUCACAACUCUCUGCAGACUGCUCAACGGAAGGACCGAGGGCGUGCCAUCGUCUCCAACCCAUACAAAACCCUCGACUGCUGCGCGUAGGAUAUCCAGUCUACCUGGCAUCACAACAGACAUUGCACUCUCUACUCAGGAUUACAUGUUUGUGUUAACAAGAAUCAACGAUCUUGCAGAACAUAAUGUUUCGAGAUUCGCAAGUUAUGCGUCUUCGGAAAGUGGAUGGACUGUCCUGGUCGAUCGCCUUGUGGAUUUGAGCAUUGCUACAAGCAUACCAGAUGAUGCUCGCCGUCUUGCUGCUGAUAUAUUGGCUCGAUGCUCCAUCGCCGUUGCCGAGGCAAGUACAUCUGAGGAGGCAGAAGACGCAGCACUGGCUCAGAAUAUGGUUCUGUCAUCUUUGAAUCUGCUUAUACGUCGACUUUACGAAGAAGGUGACGACCUCACCAAUGUCGAUAUCGAUAUUCACAACAGAGUCCUCGACUCUGUUAAAGCUGUGCUUGAGAAGUCUGGAGAGGCACUCACAGCCGGCUGGGAAACCAUUCUGGCCCUAAUAGGUAGUGUUUUCGAUACAAAUGAUGCCGAGGAAAAAGAACGUGACGACCAAGACCACAAAGAAGGUUGGUUGAUGUUGUCAAGCCACUUCAUCGCUCCGUAUCUAGGCCGAUCAGCGUUCGGUGUGAUGCAGUUGGUCUGCUCGGAUUUCCUUGCACCACUUCCACAGACGUGUCUUAGUCCGUUGGUAGAAAUUCUGUUCCGUUUUGCUUCUCAGAAUUCUGACCUUAACAUUUCCCUCACUGUAAGUAGUUGA